GAAACAUAAACGACGAAAGAAAGAAACGGCAUGUUGGUAGGCCGUAGCCGCGGGCACCCGCAUAGUAUACGUAUUAUUUCGUCCCUGGUAGUACUGCCGGCUGUGGAUGCAGGCGAGAACGUGCGCAGCUGUAAAACGUGAGUCGCUGCGCUCCGCAGCUGAUGCGGUUCGUUGUUGUCCGUGUUUGUAUUUGUUUGGAAAAAUGCGACAGAACACCAACGAAUUUCGACAGUAUUAUUACUGCCAUUUGAACGGACUAGGCACGUAUGUGAUUCGGCAAAUAUAUUGCGAGUGAUAGUGACGCACAAUAGGGAAAACAUUCGAAAUGACAUCAAAUAUUUGCAAAAAUAAGCAAUUUCAAAAGUGAAGUAAAAAUAAGUUUAAACUUCAACAUUGUUGAGUUCAAGAUUGUCCUUUGUAUUUGGUUUUUAAUAUCAUUCACGAAUUACAUUUGUAACAAGUUGUUCAAAAUACAAAGAUUCAUCUUAGUAACAAUCCCCGUCUCGAGGACAAUAGGUAUUUCGAAAGAAAAAUAGACAAAGAGUUCCCAUUGGCAUAUGCUUUGUACCCUGUGGCUCCUUUGCGAGGAAGAAAUUGUGAAAAAAGUGUCAUGUUUAUUGAUAACAUUUUGCGCGAACGUGCGUUUUGCUCGAAGCAAUAGAUACUAGUUAAAAAAGCAAAGAACAAUGCAUCGUAUCAUUUUGUCUGAGAAUAUUGUAGAUAUAAAAAAAAAUUACACGUAGAAAGUUCCUUACUUUGAUACCACUUGAAAACACGAUAUUUUGUUGUUGAUAUGUGCACAUAUCUUGAUAUUUAAAUUCGCUAGCAUGGUGGAAUUAAAAGAUGCGGUUUACACGAAAGUUAUUUGACGAACCUGUUUGUGUUGUUCUGUUCAUCUGGUAAUAAAAAUUUAUACGAGAAAAAAGAAGUAUAUUCUAAGCGUGCACCGACACCCCGCUAAAAUGUGUGUAAUGUAACGGAUGUAUAUAUUUCUUAAAGCAACGACAGGGCUAACUCCAUUAUGGAGGCACUGCGUUUAGCUAUACAGACACGGCUAGGGGAGAGGAUGGUUAGUAUGAGCUCUAUGCUCGUGGAAACAGUUAGUAUAAACUAUGAAGAUUUUAAUGAAAGUUUUUUAACAUGUGGUACAUGUCUUUGUGUUUAUGAUGGUGGAGAACAUACUCCCAAAUUAUUACCAUGUUCACAUACGGUAUGUUUACACUGCUUAACAAGAAUUGCUGCGUCUCAGACUCGCGAGACCGGUGCCUUUCGAUGUCCUAUUUGCAGAGAAUUAAUAACAAUUCCACGUGGUGGAGUAGCUGCUUUACCACCUAGUUUCCUAGUGAACCAAUUACUUGAUCUCAUGUCCAGACAAAGACGGGAGGUUAUUCCAAAAUGUUCAGUCCACAUAAAUCAAGAAUUGUUAUUUUGUGAAACAUGUGAUACAGUGUUUUGUACAGUAUGUACAGGUGGUAAUCAUGCAGGAACAUCUCCAGGAUGUACUGAGCAUACUAUCAUACCAUUUAGUAUUGCAAUAAAGAGGAUGUCUGAGAUCUUGCUCUACAAAGCUAAUGAAUGUAUAUCCAAGUUAACACAAGCUCAGGAUUCUGUAAAUACAGAAUUACAACGUUUGGAAGCUUCAACAGAGAGGUGUUUGAGUGCCGUAGAUACUGAAUUUGCUGAAAUUAUAUCAAAAAUUGAAAGGAGACGUUCGGAAUUACAAGCAGCUGUUACUGCUGCUGCAAGAGAUAAGAAACAUGUGUUAGAGGAACAACAUGCUCUGAUAGAAGCUGAAAAAAAUAAGGUGCAACGAGAAUGUGAAGGCUUACAAUAUCAGGUUGAAGUUCGAAAUAUUACACAAAGAAUUGGUAGUUUAUCUGACCAACUCGAUGCGGCAUCAGCACUUAGUGAACCUAAAGAAAAUGCUUUUAUAACUUUUGAAUUUAAUCACAAUAAUGCUCUUUCUCAAUUAGAGGAAGCUCUUAAUAACUUGGGAAGAGUACGUUCUAGUACAACAUUGCCAGGCUUAUGCAGAGCCCGGUUAAAAGACCCUGCUAUAGCGAAACUGCAAGCAGCUGUAGUAGUAGAAACUAUUGACUAUCAUGGACAUCCUAGAAAUGUUGGAGGAGAUCUUAUUACUGCAGAAUUAACCUUAGCAGAUAGUAUCCAUUCAGAAAACCAAAGUUCCAAUAUUGAUACUGAAAUUAUAGAUUUAGAAAAUGGUACAUACGAAGUAUUGUUCCGACCCCCAUCUGCAAGCCGCUAUAUCUUAAAGUUGUCAGUUUUCGAGCGGCCUAUUAAAGAUUAUCCUUUAUUUUUUGAUGCAACUGAACAUAAUGAACCUAUUAAAAUCUAUGGAAGACGAGGAAUUGGGAAAGACGAAUUUCAUCAACCAGUUGCAGUUGCUGUUGAUGAUGAUGGCAUGAUAUAUAUUUUAGACACUGGGAAUUCACGUAUAAAGGUACUCAAUUGUGAUUUGGAGUUUCAAAGGCAUAUAAUUAACGAAGGUCUUGAAGGACGUAGUUGUACAGGAAUUGGUAUUUCUCAACAAGGUAUUGUUGUUGUCAAUUGGAGAACGAGAAAAGUAACUGAAAUGAGUUCUCUAGGAGACACUAUUAAAUCUUUUUCCCAUAAUGCAUUUCAAGAACCAAUUGAUGUUGCAGUAGAUAGAAGUUAUGGUCAUAUACUUGUUGCAGAUAAUGGUCAAAGUUGUGUUUUUGUAUUUGAUUCUGAUGGCAAAAUUCUCUUUCAGGUUGGAAAAAGAAGUACAUUCAAAUUGAUUACUUCUGUAACUGUUGGACCUAAUGGUGAAAUUGUAGUUGCUGAUAGUCGUAUACAAGUAUUUUCCGCUAAAGGAGAUUUUUCUGAGGAAAUUUAUUCAGAAGGCAAAGGAAGAGGUACUUAUGGAGGCCUUGCUGUUGAUGCAGAAGGCAGAAUACUUGGAACUCGCACCGAUAAAGGUCGCAGUAUAAUUCAAGUUUUAAAGUUAGGAGGAGGUAAUAUUUUAACUGAAAUUGAUUCACAUAGUUCAAAACUACGACGUCCUUCAGGUAUUGCGGUACUACCUGACAAUCACUUAGUAGUUGUAGACUUGGGAAAUGAUUGUAUAAAAAAAUAUAGAUAUUGGUAAAAACAAUUGAGUUUCAAGUAUCAAAUUUGUUGUAUGUCCAACAAAACUAAUUCAUCCAUCGCUGACAUAUACCAAAUAUAUAUUUAAUGUAGCUUAAAUUAUUUGCUUCUCUAAAAGACUUUUUUUUAAUAAUUUUAUGUAUCAGUUUAAUAUCUACAUUUCUUAAGUUUUUCAUCUACUGUUUUUUAAAGUUACAGAGUUGGAUCAAUCAAAAUUUCUUUGAUAUAAAAAAUAUAUAUAUAUUUUAUAUAUAUAUUGGUGAUAUUUAAUAAUAUAAGUAUUACAUAUCAAUCUAUGUGUGUAAUACUCAUAUGAAACAAUAUUUAUUUAUAUUUUAGAUUUUACGACGUAAGUUGUUUUCCUAGAAUAAAACAGACUUCAUUAACAUAAUGCAAUUUAUAGUGUUUCGUGUCAUGUUUACUAAUUUAAUUUUUUAAACUAAAAAGUAAUAGAUGAGAUUCUUUAUUGUUUAGUUUUUGAUGUUUACCUUAAUUGAUGUUGAGAUAUAUUGUAAUACAUAUUUUACACUGCCAUAGUCUAAAUUCAUAACAGUUAUCAUCAGAGUUCAUUUAUUUCAUAGAAAUGUAUGUGUAUAAAUGUAAUAAUAGAUUAUUGAAAUUUAUAUUUAAAGAAUUUUAUUUACGGCAAGGUUAUUUAAACGUUAAACGAAAGAAUUCCGCUUAUUCACAAGACUCCAGAUAUUGUAGAAAUUUUUGAAUAGAUAUCUUUUAUCUCCUAUAUUUGAUUCUGUUUAAAAAAGCGCAUCAUUUAUAUUUAUUAAUGCCAUUAGUGUUGAAUGAAUAAUAACAAAAACUAAUAAUUUCACAACUAGUGAAAAAUGACUUUGUAAUUAUUUUUGACAAGUAACAAAGACGACGCUCAUCAUAAGAUCAAAGUGUGUAAUAAAACUAAUAUCCAAUAUUUUCUUCGAUAAAAAUUCGAAAAAUAUUUUUAUAUAAUUUACCAAAGGAACUUUCCCGUUAAUUUCUUUUUUUUUUUUAUUUAUAAGUGAUAUUUCUUUCAUUUUCACUGAAUCCGUCUUACAUUCUAUAUAUCUUUUUUUAUGACAUUCUAGUUUGUUGUAAUAAGGAGUAAAAUCUUAUUUUGUGAAUAUUAAAUUAAUGAAAAAUAUUUACAUGUUAUUCUUUUAUAUUUAAAAAUAUGUAAGUGCUUUGUAUGAAAAUGUCUUAAAGGCAAUAUCAUUAUAAAAAAUUAUUUUAAACUAGUUACAUUUAGUGUGUUUAACACAGUAUUUAACUCAUUUAUUUUAUACAGAUUUAUUAAUUAUUCUCAAUGAACAUUAUAAAAUUCACUUAGUUUUUAUUAUCAUUCAAAGCAUUUCUUGCUCUGAUUUAUAUACUCAUUAAAACUUUUAAUUUAGAAAUACAUGGCUUUUUUAUGAAUCCAUAUAAGAAGUAAUUAGUGUAUUAUAAGUAGAUAAGAAAAUAAAAAUAAAUUAAGAUGCAUGCCAAUAUUUUUCCAGUAUUAUUAAAAAUUGAAACAAUAUACUUUAUUUGUAUAAACUUUAAAUUUUGUAUAAAAUAUAAAAUUAUGAAUAUAUAUAAUUUAUUUAUAUGUAUGUAAAUUAUUGCUAUUGCUAUUAUUACUAGCAAUAAUUUACAAAUUUAUAAAUGAUAUCACUUUCAUGAUAUUAUACUUGCUACAAAUAAUUGGCGCAUAUAUUUUUUUUAUAUCACAACACAAUUUUUUUAUUCACAAAAAUAUUUGAACAGUACUUAAAACUUUUAACUUUGAAUAAAUUUGCAAUGAAAGUGAUUAAAAUGAUAGAAAAAUGCUAAAGAAAAGAUUUAGCUGAGAGUUCAUGAAGUCUUAUUUGCUUAAAAUUUAAUCUUAUUUUAGUUCUUACAUCAUAUUUAUUAUGUUUAAUAUUUUGCAGUCCUUUUCAUCACUAUUAGUAAUUAAAGAAAGAAGUAAUAACAUGUGUAGACUAAAAUGGACUGAUGUAUGAAUUAAAACACGUCAAUGUUGUGUUCAGUUACUAAGAAACAAA
Messenger RNA from Bombus pascuorum, 5141 nucleotides. RefSeq names its product tripartite motif-containing protein 2-like. Bases 1022 to 3130 code for a protein of 702 amino acids. Gene Ontology annotation, molecular function: protein binding; ubiquitin protein ligase activity; zinc ion binding. The record is from RefSeq and is a predicted model, not a curated record. Gene Ontology annotation, biological process: negative regulation of translation; protein polyubiquitination; proteasome-mediated ubiquitin-dependent protein catabolic process. NCBI's taxonomy places the organism in Eukaryota, Metazoa, Arthropoda, Insecta, Hymenoptera, Apidae. The transcript is spliced from 11 exons.